AUGGCCGCUGACACAGGGAUGGAUACUUGCCCCAGUCCGGAAAUCACGGACUCGAGGAAACGACCACUUGACGGCGACUCAGAAAAUGGAGACGUGAAGAGAUCACAUUUUAGUUCGGUGCAAGACUUGGUGACCGCGUUGCCCCUGGCCAACGGCCAUGCGAAUAUAACGUCUCAUUUCGCCGUGGAGCCGACAUACCACUUCAAGGUGCUGGUGCCGUCCAUGGUCGCCGGCGCCAUCAUCGGCAAGGGUGGCGAGACCAUCGCCCAACUGCAGAAGGACACUGGCGCCAGGGUCAAGAUGUCCAAGUCCCAUGACUUCUAUCCUGGUACAACGGAGCGAGCAUGCCUAAUUACUGGAUCCGUGGAUGGCAUCAUGGUGGUGUUGGACUUCAUCAUGGACAAGAUCAAAGAAAAGCCGGAGCUUGUCAAGCCUUUCCCCGAAAGCGUCGACGCUAAGAUGCCUCAGGAUAGAGACAAGCAGGUGAAGAUACUAGUGCCGAACUCGACAGCGGGCAUGAUCAUCGGCAAAGGCGGGAACUACAUCAAGCAGAUCAAGGAACAGAGUAACAGCUACGUACAGAUCUCGCAGAAGGCCAAAGAGUUGUCGUUACAGGAGCGCUGCAUCACCGUUGUUGGUGAAAAAGAGAGCAACAAGAAGGCUUGCCUGAUGAUCCUGCAGAAGGUCGUCGAUGACCCACAAUCCGGAUCCUGUCCGAACGUGUCGUACGCUGACGUGGCGGGCCCUGUCGCCAACUACAACCCCACCGGGUCGCCGUACGCCGUGCCCACGACCGAGAACCACGGUCUGGGCGGCGGCGUGGGGUCGGUGGGGUCGGUGCUGGUGAACGGCGCGGCCGUGAGCGCGGGGCUGGGCGCCGGGCUGGGCGCGGGGCUGGGCGCGCUGAACCUGAGCCUGUCGCUGGCGCCGCCCGGCUCGCAGACGCCCGCGCCGCUCACGCAGCACACGCUGGACCACAUCAAGGCGGCGCUGCGCCAGGCGGGCUACGGCGAGGCGGCCAUCAGCGAGAUCGGCGCGGCGCUGGCGCUGCUGGUGAAGCACGGCGUGCUCGGCCUGGCGCUGCCCACCGCGCUGCCGCCCGCGCCGCUCUCCGCCGCCUACUUCCCGCUGCAGGCGCAGGACCCGCCCACGGUCUUCGGGCCCAUCGGACAGGUCCCGCUCGGCGGCGGCGGCUCGUUAGAGCGUUUCGCGGAGGUUGCAUUCGAGGCGCUUCGCCCCCCAGCCGUGGCGCCCAUCAGCCUCGGGGCCGGUGUGGGCGGCGUGGCCGGCUUCCCUUCGGCGUCGCUGCUCCCGCUCUCCAAGAGCCCGACGCCUGCUGAUGUCGGUGCUAAGGACUCGAAGAACGUCGAGAUCGCGGAGGUUAUCGUCGGGGCUAUACUCGGCCCAGGAGGCCGCAGCCUCGUCGAGAUCCAGCAAAUGUCGGGUGCGAACAUCCAAAUCUCCAAGAAAGGGACAUUCGCGCCAGGCACUCGCAACCGCAUCGUGACCAUCACCGGCACGGUCACCGCCAUCAGCAACGCUCAAUACCUUAUCGAGCAGAAGAUCCAGGAAGAGGAGCUCAAGCGUACUCGUCACAACGCCAUCUCCGGCCUCAUGCAGUAA
Messenger RNA from Arctia plantaginis, 1623 nucleotides. The record is from the annotation of a GenBank genome assembly. Lineage: Eukaryota; Metazoa; Arthropoda; Insecta; Lepidoptera; Erebidae.